AUGAUGAAAGGCGAUUACAGUCGUUCAAUCAGUUGUCACGAGUCGUCGAUAGCACUACUACAGGAUAUUAUUGACAGAAUAGCUGAAGAAUCGCUGAUUAGCCAUUUCAACACGCUCAAUUCACUUACAACCCUCAAAUCGCAGAUACUCAAACGAAUAGAUCAGCUUAAACUAGUUCAAAAAUCCAAGGAAUACAAACAACAGCGAGAAAAAAACCCGAUUCAGGAAAAGGAGCUCUGCGAGGAGCCCGAUAAUCAGAUGCUUAUUGAGCAUAUAAAACUUCUCAUGGUCAAGGAUCUCAAUUUUGAUCUGUCUUCCAACAAGGUCAAGUUCAUUGAACAAGAUAGGAUUAACCAGCUUGAACACGAUCUGCAGUUGAUCAACUUCAAAGAAAAAUCCUCAAAGCAGCAGGGAAUAGAUGAACUGAAGGCCAAAAACAGCGUUCUUACAGAACUGAAUCUGGUAUAUUAUAGCGAAUUGAUGGCUAAUCACGAGUUCAUCGGGGAUUUACUGGGAUUGCUGAAAAAUGGCCCCUCACAACAACCUGGAGAUCAGUACCAGCAACUCAAGAGCGUGAUUGACCAACUACAACAGAAAAUUGCUACACAGGAACGCGAUAGAAUCGUUCUAGAGAAUCAGAUUAUUAAAUUGAAAGAACGGUGGAAUAACCUCGUUGAGAGCGCUCGCAAACGAAAAGAACUGGAAUUACAACAGCGUGAAGCAUAA
Messenger RNA from Ogataea haglerorum, 726 nucleotides. RefSeq lists its product as uncharacterized. The transcript has a single exon. The record is from RefSeq and is a predicted model, not a curated record. Lineage: Eukaryota; Fungi; Ascomycota; Pichiomycetes; Pichiales; Pichiaceae. The coding region runs from base 1 to 726 and encodes 241 amino acids.